Thamnophis sirtalis is the source of this 2954-nucleotide messenger RNA. NCBI's taxonomy places the organism in Eukaryota, Metazoa, Chordata, Lepidosauria, Squamata, Natricidae. The record is from RefSeq and is a predicted model, not a curated record.
CUUGUGGGAACGUGGCUUUUUUCAUUAUGUGUGCGUCAGUCAAAUACAACACUCGGGGUCCAGCCCUCAUCCCAAGAAUGAAGACCAAACAUCGCAUCUACUACAUUGCUCUGUUUUCUGUUGUUCUACUGGGGUUAAUUGCCACUGGCAUGUUCCAGUUCUGGCCUCACUCCAUUGAGUCCUCAAAUGAAUGGACCCUAGAGAAGCGCAGCAUUCACGAUGUACCUAUAAUCAAGAUUCCUGCAGACAGUGGCAUUCCAGAACGGGGAGAUCUUAGCUGCAGGAUGCACACAUGUUUUGAUGUUUAUCGCUGUGGCUUCAAUCCGAAGAAUAAGAUCAAAGUCUAUAUUUAUUCCCUAAAGAAGUAUGUGGAUGAAUACAACAUGCCAGUCAGUCACACCAUUUCCAAGGAAUACAAUGAACUAUUAACUGCUAUUUCUGAUAGUGACUUUUACACAGAUGACAUCAAUCGUGCUUGUCUAUUUGUACCAUCCAUUGAUGUUCUCAACCAGAACACACUGCGGAUCAAGGAAACAGCUCAGGCUUUGGCACAAUUAUCCCGUUGGGAUCGAGGCACCAAUCAUCUCUUGUUCAAUAUGCUGCCUGGAGGGCCACCUGACUAUAACACAGCAUUAGAUGUUCCAAGAGACAGAGCUCUGUUGGCAGGAGGUGGUUUUUCUACAUGGACCUAUCGGCAAGGAUAUGAUGUCAGUAUUCCAGUUUAUAGUCCCCUAUCUGCAGAAGUACAACUGCUAAAUAAAGGACAAGGCCUCCGCAGAUACUUUCUCCUCUCCUCCCAAAUUGCUCUUCAUCCUGAAUACCGUUCAGAACUGGAGGCUCUUCAAGCAGAAAAUACAGAAUCUGUGCUAAUCUUGGACAAGUGUAGUAACCUUUCGGAGGGAAUUCCAUUUAUUCGAAAACGUUGCUAUAAAAACCUGGUGUUUGAUUACCCUCAGGUCCUUCAGGAAGCCACAUUCUGUAUUGUUCUGCGGGGAGCACGUUUAGGACAAGCUGUUUUGAGUGAUGUUCUUCAGGCUGGUUGCAUCCCUGUUGUCAUAGCGGAUUCUUAUGUUCUUCCUUUCUCUGAAGUUUUGGACUGGAAGAGAGCUUCUGUGGUAAUACCUGAGGAGAAGAUGCUUGAGCUAUACAAUAUCCUACAGAGCAUACCCCAGCGGCAGAUUGAAGAGAUGCAGAGACAGGCAAGGUGGUUCUGGGAAGCUUACUUUCAAUCAAUGAAAGCUAUUGCUAUGGCAACUCUUAAGAUUAUCAAUGACCGGAUCUAUCCAUAUGCUGCAACAUCAUAUGAAGAAUGGAAUGAUCCCCCAGAAAUUAAAUGGAGCAGUGUAAGCAAUCCACUGUUUCUCCCAUUGAUCCCACCUCAGUCACAAGGCUUCACUGCUAUUGUCUUGACAUAUGAUCGUGUUGAAAGUCUCUUUCGAGUGAUCACUGAAGUUUCAAAGGUUCCAAGUCUUUCCAAAUUGUUAGUUGUUUGGAACAAUCAAAAUAAAGUUCCACCAGAAGAAACUGUUUGGCCUAAAGUUCGAGUUCCAUUAACAGUUGUACGAACCACAGAAAAUAAACUGAGUAAUCGAUUCUUCCCCUAUGCUGAGAUUGAAACAGAGGCUGUGUUAGCCAUUGAUGAUGAUAUCAUCAUGUUGACCUCGGAUGAGCUGCAGUUUGGCUAUGAGGUGUGGAGAGAGUUCCCUGACAGAUUAGUUGGCUAUCCUGGCCGCCUGCAUUUAUGGGACCAUGAAACAAGUAAAUGGAAGUAUGAAUCAGAGUGGACCAAUGAAGUCUCAAUGGUGCUAACAGGGGCAGCCUUUUAUCACAAGUAUUUUAAUUACUUAUACACAUAUAAAAUGCCUGGGGACAUCAAAAACUGGGUGGAUGCGCAUAUGAAUUGUGAAGACAUUGCCAUGAAUUUUCUAGUGGCCAACGUAACUGGGAAAGCAGUUAUUAAGGUGACACCCAGAAAGAAAUUCAAAUGUCCAGAAUGCACAGCCAUCGAUGGGUUAUCCUUAGAUCAAACACACAUGGUAGAAAGGUCCGAAUGUAUUAACAAGUUUGCCUCUGUCUUUGGGACCAUGCCUCUGAAAGUGGUAGAGCACCGGGCGGAUCCAGUCUUAUACAAAGAUGACUUUCCUGAAAAGCUGAAGAGCUUUCCUAACAUUGGAAGCUUGUGAAGAGCAACCAUGAGUGAAGUUGGAAAUUGGAAUCCAGCAGCACCCCAGACAGCAGCUGAUGCAAGGAAAAACCUUCAGGACCGAAAGAAUCAUGCCAAGGAGUAUUAUAGAGAGAGGUCACCAAAAAUUAAUGCUUCCUGAAAAGCUUUUCAACAGAGAGUAAAAUUCAGUGCAAAAAGAAGCAGUGGAGGCUGCAUUGAUCUACUGAAAUGUUUGUUGGCUUUAUAAAGAUUGCAUACAUAGGAAUAUACACAAUGCAAAGUUUUUGAUCACAGAUCAAAAAAUACUUCUUCUCUAAGGGCUGCUAUACCAUAUCUCUUGUUGGUCCAUUUUCAGACUGCUUUCCAGAUUUGCUGCCCAGGUGCCCUCUUUGGCUGGUGUGCAAGGCCUGCUUUAGCAUCUUUUCAAAUACAUUAUAAGCAUUAAUUCUGCCAUACAAUUGGCAGCUUUUUUUUUUGACUCAGUUAAGCAACCAAAAAAAGGAAAAUGUGUAUUGAUGUUGGGUUCAUUUUUAACGUUACAAGAUAAUUGAAGUUGAAUAAAGCAGCAGUUCUUAUUUUUCUUUUUAUUAAGGUAUCUAGUUGUUAGUAAAAGGAACACAUUUCAUGCUUUCUAUUAUUUCUGCUGAACAGAAGAUUGAAUAGAAUACCUUCAGAUUAGACUGCAUUUUUAAGCAUAUAGAUGAGUAUUCCAUUCUUAGCCUAUUUUUAUAUUUCAGCCUGCUUUCCCUGCCAUAUUGGGAUGGUUUUCAGUUGACCAAUCAUUAAUUAA